Messenger RNA from Oncorhynchus mykiss (rainbow trout), 7083 nucleotides. RefSeq names its product sine oculis-binding protein homolog A. Gene Ontology annotation, biological process: animal organ development. Gene Ontology annotation, cellular component: nucleus. Lineage: Eukaryota; Metazoa; Chordata; Actinopteri; Salmoniformes; Salmonidae. The record is from RefSeq and is a predicted model, not a curated record.
CAGCAACGUCAUAUUAUGUACAGUGGACGCUCCUCCCCCUGUCUAGAUAUUUUUUUUCACUCAACCUCUCAUUUGACUCAGAGGCAGUCACACACCAAUUUGCGCACAGACCGUGGAAAAAUAGGGGCAGAAGAUGGCUGACUUUACCGGGCAUCGCGAGCCCUCAACAGCAUCAUCAACAUCACUCGGGCUGUUCCCAAGCUUGACAUUCGCGGUUAGGCAACUUUAAAUCAGCCCCGCCUUAUCCAGCCAUCCACCACCGCAAAUAUUGACAGAGCUAUUAUAAACAAUGGCAGAGAUGGAAAAAGAGGGCAGACCCCCCGAAAAUAAAAGAAGCAGAAAACCGGCUCACCCCGUGAAAAGGGAAAUCAACGAAGAAAUGAAGGUUCGGGCUGAGCGGGCCCGCCCAUGGGCAGGCAUGGCGGGUGAUCUCCAUGGCAACCCACCCUACUCCAUGAGUUUUGCAGAGAACACAAUGAACGAGCUGCUGGGCUGGUACGGCUAUGACAAGGUAGACCUGAGAGACCAGGACAACAUCGACAUACGGAACUACCCAGAUGGAGAGGUACAACACAUCUCUGUCCUGAAAGAAAACUCUUUGCCAAAAAUCCCAGGAGGAUCGGGGGAGAACAGCGAUGUCUCCCCAAACCAAGUCAAUAGCUCCCACUCUACAUCAACAUCAAGGAAUGGAGUGACAGAGUCCUCCACCACCCCAUCCACCUCCACACCCAGCACCAGGGAGCAUGGGAAUAUGCCGACCAUAGUCCCACUGAUCCCACCCUCCAUGAUCAAGCCACCAGCAGACGAGGAUGUGUCUAACGUCCAGAUCAUGUGCGCAUGGUGUCAGAAGGUUGGCGUCAAACGCUACUCCCUCAACAUGGGCACUGAGCUAAAGAGCUUCUGCAGUGAGAAGUGCUUUGCCGCCUGCCGCAGAGCCUACUUCAAGAGAAACAAGCUUGGAUAUUUAAGGAAUUACAGGGCGAGAGACGAAGACGGCCAUGGUGAGAAAUUACCCCAGCACAGCUAUUCUAAGGAUACGCCCAGGCUUGUCUUCAAAACAAACAGCGAUGUGCUUGUGUGUGACUGGUGCAAACACAUCCGCCACACCAAGGAGUACCUGGACUUUGGUGCCGGUGAACGGAGGCUGCAGUUCUGCAGUGCCAAAUGCCUGAACCAGUACAAGAUGGACAUCUUCUACAAAGAGACUCAGGCGGCGCUGCCAGGGGGCCUGUGUAACCCAGGACAUGGCCCUGUGGAGGGCAAGUCAGAGAGCAGCACUGGGUUGCAGCUUUUAACACCCGAUUCCUGGGGCACACCUUUGGGUGACUUACGUCGCAAAGCCCCUUCUCCUGGGGCAAACCCCUCUGUGCCAGUCCCCUCCAGCUCCACCGCUGCCUCUCCCUCUGAGACAGGCACCGUCUGCUCUCCUUCUUUCUCGUCCGCCAAAAACUCCACACCCAGACCCCACGAGAGUCCCACCUUACCCCCUCCCCCACACCCCUCUCUGCACCCUCCCAUGGGAGUCCCCUCGGGCAGCCCCCCCAUGGUGAUGACGCCCCGGGGGCCUGUGCCCCUGCCCUUCUUCAUGGAGCAUCAGAUGAUGCAGCAGAUGCGCCCUUCGUUCCUCCGCCCACCUCCCCACCGCCCAGGCCCAAACAGCCCUCUGUCCAACCCAAUGAUCCCUGGCAUCGGACCACCACCCCCACCACCCAGAACCCUGGCUCCGCCAUCCAGCCCUAUGCACAGGCCCCAGUUCUCACCCCACCACCACCCCUCCAACAACCCCAACCUUGGAGGGAACCCUCCAGGGAUGAUGCCACCCUAUCCAGGCCUACACAUACCUGGUUUUCCUUUCACCUCCAACAUGAUGCCAAACGGGCCCAUGCAUAUGCCGCACAUGAUGAACUUCGGUAUACCUUCCCUUGCCCCCCUGGUGCCCCCACCAACCCUGCUGGUCCCUUACCCUGUCAUUGUGCCCCUGCCCGUGCCCAUCCCUAUACCCAUACCCUUCCCCUUCAACCCCAAGACCUCCAAGGACAACCCCAGCAGCAACAACGACCCCAUUCCGAGUGCAUCGGGGGAGAACACUGAUCUGACGGAACCCAAGCCUUUCUACUCUGGUUCCUCCAAAGGGGAACUGAAGUUGGGGCCCUCAAGUUCUGGGGUGCACUCCUUGGGCUUUUCUGGCUAUACUCUGGACCGCUUUGGCUCUGAGAGAAGUAGGAUUGGCGUGGUGGACCUGACCGUGAAGACUGAGAGUCCGGAGAGUGCCACCACCUUGGGACUCUCGCUCUCUGGUGGCCCCGCAGCCUCCCUCUCCGAGGGAGUGAUCGACCUGACUCUGGGCCAGCGGUCGCGGCUGCAGCAGGUCACCCAGCGGGUGGUGCCCAGUGUCCAGGUGAAGGUGGAACCGGAAGGAGACUCAUCCAGCCCCCCACCCUCUGGACCAUCCUCUCUUGAUGUCUCUGGGAAGGGGGACAGCAGCCUAGAGGACAUGAGCCAGGAGGUCAGGGAGGCCAUUAGUGUCUCUCUGAAGCCAAACUCUCUAUCUUGUUGCCAGGCCACAUCACCAUCCCCCCAGCCAAACGAAAACUCCUACCUCACCCAGCUCACAAACCACCCUGGCACCACACAGACCCAGCCCUGCAACCUCGCUGCCCCCUUUAAUGUCAUAGUAAACGGCAGCAGUCAAUCCACAGACAGUCCCGGCAGGAGCACGCUACCCACACCUCAGCCUGACCCUGGUCGGAGAGGAGGAGGUGGCGAACCGGCCAACUGCGAGCUGGAGCGGGAUUCCCUGAAGGAGAACAGCUGUGCAGUGGCGGAGUGGGAACCAGGUAAGAGAGGCCCGAGUGACGAGGCAGCACAGGGGGGCAUUGAUGAAGGCAAGCUAGAAGCUUUCUGCGACCUUAUGGAUCUAGACGAUGAUGACGACCACGCCUAUGCACUGCUGCUGCCCAAGGCUGGCUGUGUUAUCCAGCCCGGGCCAAAGCCCAGCGACAAGACAGCCAUUGUGUCCUAUAGCAUCAGCGCUCCUCUGGCGGCAGGGAGCCCCGAGCUGGAGCCACCGUUAAAGAGGAGGUGCCUGCGAAUACGCAAUCAGAACAAAUGAGGCAGAAAAGCUCAGAAAGGUGGCAGUAUUUCCCCAACAGAAUGAGGGACGCUUUUGAAGCUGUUGACUACACUAGCCUUCAACCAUCCGCUCCUCCACUCCACGAACCUCUCUCCCAGCCAACCAGCCAUGUAACCCUAAUCUUGACCACUCAGACCACCCACACUGCCCGUCUCCCUUCCAAAGCAAAUGCUCUGUCAGAUCUCUGCUCUCCGACUGGAGAAGCCACAAUGCUAACCCAAUAGGUUUACCAGCAGUUUUAUGUUCACUGGAAGAGUCCUAAGGUAGCAUUUUUAGCCAGUCUGUCCCACAGUGAAAGGGGGAGUUUUCUUGUGGCAAGAAAUUCAGGCUAAAGUCACCCCACCCCACCCCCAUUUGCAUGAUCACAACCAGUACAAAAUGCUAACCUCCAACCCCCAUCCCACCAUUGACAGUAACAGGACUUUUGUUUUUAACUGGUAACCAAAAAGAGACAUCUCAUGAUGGAAGGUAACAAUCAGAAGGAGACAUUUUCUGAGCCUCGUUGGUUCAGGAAUAAGAAGGAAAAAGAGGAGCGGUGAAAUCCUUGUGUUCUGACUGUAGCGCUCUCCAUCCCUGGAGAUACCAAGGCCCCCUGCCACCACAGAGCCUUUCUCUAGUAGAGCAAUGGGGAUAUCUCCACAAUAAAAGGAGACCUUGGCACUAUUGAUCUGCUCCUCUUCAGUGAAUUUCAUGGUCAUAAAAGACAAGGAUUUUCAUGUAUAUCCUCACUCACUGAUUUGUGGACAACAGGGUAGCGAUCUCACCAGCAAAUGAUGGUGGGCAACUGUGGACUAUGUGCAAUCUCUGCCAUCGUGGAGGCCAUUUUGCAUCUCUGCAAGCCCCUGGUCAGACCGGAUCAGAUGUGUAAUUCUAAUUCUUAUCAUAAUUUAUAUAUUUACAUUUUUCACAUCCUAAUGCUAUUGAUGAUAAUGAUGUACUGUAUCUUCAGCCACAUCUCUGAUGUUAUGGUAAUGGAGUGACUUCCAUCAUGGAAGCAAAAACAGGACUGCUGCUCAUCACACCGCUAAGGGAUUGCGUCAAUCAGGAGUUGAGACCACAGCCAUUAGCAUUGUUUCAUCACUAGUGUUCAGGGUUGUAAUGCUGCACUAGGAUUUACCAUUGACAAGUGAUGCCGACUCUCUCUUACAAUCAAAUUUGCUUGUCAUUCUUGGAUAAUUUUCUGGAAACAAUGGUCCAAACUAUUUGUCAAGCCAAACUACUGAAAAAAAUGUAACAAUUCUUUAAUCAGUCACACAUGUUGUCAUAGAUAGUCAUAUUUACAUUCUAAAAAAAUUGUUUUAACAGUUAUUUAAUAUUUUAUUUAACUAGGCAAGCCAGUUAAGAACUAAUUCUUAUUUACAAUGACGGCCUACCCCGGCAAACCUGGACGACGUUGGGCCAAUUGUGCGCCCUAUGGGACUCCCAAUCACAGCCGGAUGUGAUGCAGCCUGGACUUUUAUUAUGAUAUGGGGAAUCAUCUCACUUCCCUGUCCUUCAUCCUGUUCUACAUUUUGUAAUUUUCCAGUGUUAAUCUGUCUGGAUUAUAACAUUUUGUAAUUUUCCAGUGUUAAUCUGUCUGGAUUAUAACAUUUUGUAAUUUUCCAGUGUUAAUCUGUCUGGAUUAUAACAUUUUGUAAUUUUCCAGUGUUAAUCUGUCUGGAUUAUAACAUUUUGUCAGUUUAUUUUGCUUCAUCAGAGUUUAUACUGCCAGUAGACACUAACAUUUUUGCCAUCUAUUUAUUUACUAUGUUUUGGUGUCAUUACGUUUGCUAUGGUUUCAUGGAGGAAUUAUUUGCUUAAUUAUCUUGUAUAUCUAGUAUGUCUUCAAAUCUUUUGGUGCAAAGAUUAAACGAUUUCUCCCCCAUAGACUUCUUUCAACAUCAAAUUAGCUUUUUCAAUUUUCAUGUGCAAUCUUUCCUGCCAAAACCUCCACCUUCUUGCCAACUUCUUUUUCCAUCUCUCCCUUUUCCUUUGAGUCUGAACCUUUUAUCUCUUCCACUGAACACCAAUGGGAAAUGUCAUGUCACACACACUCCAGAGCUAUGGGUUGCAUGUUUUAUUACAGAAAUAGGAGAGUUACACACAAACACACACACAUGCGUGCAUUUACACACACACACACACACACACACACACACACACACAGAGGUGUCAAAAGCAACAACUCACCACGCUCUAUGAUGUACUUUCUCUUUCACACGCACAUACACCUACUAAAAUGAAGUUUAGAUAUUCAUUCUCUUUCCAUCCAUGUAUUGUUCUAACUCCUCUCUCUUGACUCCCUUGCUGAUGACAGUAGUGUUUGCCAAUGUUCAUAUUAGAGUCGGUUGACUCUGAGUAUGCACUGCAACACAAUCUGCCAUGUGUUGAUAGUCAGGCAUUUAGGCAUUGCCUGUCCCCUGCCAAGACUGAGAUUCUGUGUCACAGUAAUCAUUGCCUUGAAUUUCAGUCUCUCGCUUAUUAUUAUUUUUUAUAUAUAUAUUUUUAAUGUGUCUUAUAUUUCCAGACUCGGCCACCUAGCCUUUGUAGUCAUUAUAGUGCACACUCCAAGAGUAGCAAUUUAUUUUCAAACAAUUACAUUUUGUACAGACUAAUUCUCAAUGAUUCCAACCAAAAUCAGAGAUCACAUAAGAAACAGAAAUUCUGAGGAAUCAUUUCCAUUUCUUCAUUCACUUUCACCACCAUGUGUAAUGUGAACCAGAGAUACUUCGACAAAUAUAGCCUUGAAACUGGAAACGUGUAGUGUCUACGGUUCUUGACAGAUGUGGGAGACAGUUGAAACUGAGACAAUGAAACAGGUCGGGUUUCUGUCUGAUUGCAGAAAUGUGUUUUCCGGUCUGUGUGCAUGCACGUGUUGAAUUGAUAUCAUCUGACCAUUGCUGUCUUUGUCUGGGUGCGUCUCAGUUAAAAAUAAACAUAUGUAAUGCUUUGAAUUACCACUAGGUGUCAGGGUAGAUAUUCUUUGCUGCCAACACAGUGGGCCUGAAAAUACAACCAUGAUAAUUUUGUAUUUUUUUAGCAGAGCCCCCUUCUAAGACUUCCACAUACCUUUGAGUGGCCCUGACGCAUAGACCUACUCACCGAACACAACGGCAACAACACACACACACACACCUUAAUAUCACCUUCAUCGUUGUGUGCCAGCAUCAUCAGUCUUGCUAAUGCUUACAGGAAUGAAGUGGAAAGCCAAUUGUAUUUGGUUAAAGUCAUCUGCCUAUUUUAUGGCGGAGAGAUUAAUAAUAAAAGAGAACAUUCAGCACCCAUGUAAUGAAAUUAAAUAGGCUAGGUCAACAGCCUAAGAUAUGCAAUGAUAACUUCAUAUUCAAAAUCUUUAUGAAAGAGUAGAAAUACAAAACAAAAACAUGACAUUUUUCAUGUCACUUUUCAAACGUGAACAGAAAAGCUGCCUUAACUCUCGCUUGUGUACUACUCCACAGUGCAUACGAUGAUGCUCGCUAGUAAGACUCCCUACUUUGUACAAAAGAAAAUAGACAAAAAAACAACUUUGUUGUGUUGAUGUAUAGCUGAUCAACUUUUUUUGUGACUUGUAAACCCAACCCUCACAUUUUGCUAAAAGACAUUCUUCCUACAGCACCAACAACUGCUACUUGUCCCACGCAUCCCCCUACCCCUUCUAUAUUUUAUCUUAUGGUGAAUUCUCAACCUUUUUGUGUACAUUUUAUAGUAUUAUUUAUUAUUGACAAAAUUACAUUAUUUGGACUGGGCAUUUUAUUUACAUGUCAAUGCUUGGUGAAGAGUCAAUUGUUUCUUUUAUAAUUAAAGUGAAAAAAAACUGCAAGAAAUGGAAAUAACCUUUGUCUUUUUAUUAUGAAGUUGUUACUAUAACUUGUUGCCAAGAUUGCUUUGAAAAUAAUAAUGUUGUUCUGUAACAGUAUUUGCUUUAUUCAGUGAAUUGCUUAUGGAGACUAAUAAAUAGAGGCACACACCAA